AUGCCGGCCAGGGUUGGUCUUAUUGAUCCUUUUCAAACUCAAAUCACCGAAUUGGUGCAACAGGGUCGAAAACAACCCGAAAUCAUAAGCAUUCUCAAAGAUACACACAAUCUCACAAUUUCCAGGUCCACCCUGCAGCACCGGCUUAAAGAAUGGGGCCUAUAUAAACCCCAACUACCCAAUACAGCCGCCAUUGAGAAACGAGUCCGAGAGCUGACAGGCACGCAUAAUUCGUCGGAGAUCCUCACAGUCCUAGAAGCCGAAAACCUGCCAACGUCAAAUCGAAGCUUACAACGCAUACGACGGCGUCUAGGUAUCAAACUCCGCCUCACACCUGAGCAGCGAGAGAAACAGAUGGCAGAGAUCAAAGAGGUUAUACUCGCGGAGAUCCAAAAGGGGGAAAUCAAGUGGUAUAGCAAGAGAUAUAGAUAUCUCCACUUCAAGCGAAUGGGCAAACCUUAUACUCGAGACCAGAUCCAUGCUGUAUGGCAGGAACUGUACCCUGAAACUUCCGCUUUGCGGACAAAAAUGACAACGCGCGUCUACAAGGAAGAUAUGCCGAAUACACUUGAUUCUGUGUCUCCCGAUAUAGAAGGUGAUUCUGAGUCACAUGCAGUUGAUGAUGAAUCUCAUGAAGAUGGGCAUAUGGAGCCGGAACAAUCUGGUACCGAGACGUAUAAUUCUAUUGACGGUGAUACCCGACGUUUCAUCGAACAUCUCGAAGUAGAGAUAGCCGCGGAGCGCUCGGCAAAUUCAGGAGUCUUACUGGAGAAGAAUGCUGUACUGCCACCAAUGGAAACCAUUCAGCCAUCGCCUUCGCGAAUGACAAGGCAGACAAAGUCUCAAGCGUUGAAGCGAUCUCGCCCCCUAGCGCCACAAUCACCCACGCGGAGGAGUACGCGGAGAAAGAUUGGACAUGAUGAGUGA
Messenger RNA from Penicillium verhagenii, 927 nucleotides. RefSeq names its product Clr5 domain-containing protein. The coding region runs from base 1 to 927 and encodes 308 amino acids. NCBI's taxonomy places the organism in Eukaryota, Fungi, Ascomycota, Eurotiomycetes, Eurotiales, Aspergillaceae. The transcript is spliced from 2 exons. The record is from RefSeq and is a predicted model, not a curated record.